Acanthoscelides obtectus is the source of this 2899-nucleotide messenger RNA. Lineage: Eukaryota; Metazoa; Arthropoda; Insecta; Coleoptera; Chrysomelidae. The record is from the annotation of a GenBank genome assembly.
UCCUAAUAAAAAUAUGUGCUGCCCUCUAUGAGCUAUACCCGUUCCAGGAUGCCCUACGUCAAAACAAUUUUGUAGGUUAGGUUUACUGUCAAAAAGAUCAACAUAAAAUAUGUAUUGAUUUUUGUCAAAGUUUUCUGCAGGCAUUGAGACUUGUGUUGGACAGUGCAUUUUUAUCUAUUGAAUGAUGAGUUUUUUCAAAAAUGAUGAAUUGACAUUUGUAUACAAACAAUAACAGUUCUUGCUUUGUACUAUAACAAGUCUGUGGAUAAACAAUAGUUGCUGGAACUAUGAGUGGCAACACUAUAGCAGCAGCUGAUAUAACUGCCCUAACUCUAGAAAUUGGCCCAUUUGAGGCUAUACAUCGAUGGAAACGUAUGCCAGAAUGUGAUGAAUUUGUAGGAGCCAGACGCAGCAAACACACUGUAGUUGCAUAUAAAGAUGCUAUAUAUGUCUUUGGAGGUGAUAAUGGUAAGAGCAUGUUGAAUGAUCUGUUGAGAUUUGAUGUGAAAGAGAAGAGUUGGGGUAGAGCUUUUGCUACUGGGUGUCCGCCAGCUCCUAGAUACCAUCAUUCUACAGUGGUGCAUAACAGCAGUAUGUAUGUGUUUGGUGGCUACACAGGCGACAUCCACUCCAAUUCAAAUCUGACAAAUAAGAAUGAUUUGUUUGAGUACAAAUUCGGCUCAGGCCAGUGGAUAGAGUGGAGAUUCACUGGCAAAACGCCAGUACCGAGGUCGGCACAUGGCGCGGCAGUCUUUGACAACAAGCUAUGGAUAUUUGCUGGAUAUGAUGGAAAUGCUAGACUGAAUGAUAUGUGGACUAUUCCAUUGACGGGUGAUCCGAGAUCCUGGGAAGAGGUUGACCAAAAAGGCGAAUGCCCACCCACAUGUUGUAAUUUCCCAGUAGCAGUUGCUAGAGACUGUAUGUUUGUCUUCAGUGGGCAAAGUGGUGCCAAAAUCACAAAUUCUCUCUUCCAAUUCAGUUUUAAGGGCAAAACGUGGACCCGAAUAUCAACGGAGCACGUGCUACGUGGUGCCCCACCGGCCCCCGCACGUCGAUAUGGGCAUACGAUGGUCGCAUACGGGGACCGGCACCUGUACGUAUUUGGUGGGGCUGCCGAUUCAGCAUUAUCCAGCGACCUACACUGCUUCGACUUGGACGCCUGCACGUGGAGCCAGGUUCGACCUGAUCAAGAAUCUAUAGUUCCUACUGGUCGUCUGUUCCAUGCGGCAGCAGUUUUGGGAGAUGCAAUGUUUGUAUUUGGAGGAACUGUAGAUAACAAUGUCCGCAGUGGUGAAAUGUACAGGUUUCAAUUCGCCAACUAUCCAAAAUGCACUUUGCAUGAUGAUUAUGGCAAAUUACUGGAAAGCAGGCAAUUUUGUGACGUAAAAUUUAUGGUAGGCCCCGAAGAGGAUAGAAUUUCAGGGCAUCUGGCUCUUGUAGCUGCCAGAUCAGCCUAUCUACGUAACAAAAUAAGGCAAGCAAAAGAGAACAGAGACAAACAUCUCGAAAGAGUUUUUGGUACGUCAAACGUCACCUUCACUGAUCUUCCCUUUUUGGAGGUAAAACUCCCAGAUGCUGAUCCUGAAGCAUUUGAAAUGGUACUAAACUACAUUUAUAUGGAUUGUAUUGAUCCUACCAAAAAAGUUAAGGAGGGCGAGGAUCCUUUCUCUAACAGAAUUGUACUCAGGAUGAUGGAUGUAUACAGACUGGCUGUGCAGUUCAACAUGGUCCGUUUGGAGCACUUGUGCGUCCAAUACUUAAAUGCGACGAUCUGUUUGAAAAACGUUUUGGUAGCACUCAGAAAUGCCGACCAACUGCAACUGGACUUCAUCAAAGAACAUUGUCUUCGGUUCAUUGUUAAAGAAAGCAACUAUAAUCAAAUUGUAAUGAGUAUUGAGUUUGAGUUUCUAGAGAGAAGCCUUAUGGUGGAGAUUAUCAGGAGGAAACAAAUGCCUUUACAAAAAGAAAAGAUUUUGGCAGAGAAUCACUUCGAUAUGGCGGGCAGCUCUUUGGAACAAGACAUGGCGAUGUUUCUACGUGUGACUGGUAACGAAUUCUGUGACAUUAUCCUGAACUUGGAUGGAAAUUUGAUUCCAGCUCAUAAAACCAUCCUGGCCGCAAGAUGCGGUUACUUCGAGGCCAUGUUUAGGUCAUUUAUGCCAGCUGAUAGCAAAGUCAACGUAUGUAAAAUCCAUUUAAUAAUACUGCCUUGCAAUUUAAAUGUGUUGAUGAACAAUUUUUGACAAAGAUUCGCAAGCUUGGGCCCCGCUGCAAAAAUGAGUAAACUAGAAUGUGGGUCAACAGGAUUGGGAAGAUGGUAAAAACAAUAUCCAGAUAGGCGAGAUGAUCCCUUCCAAAGAGGCAUUCGACUCUCUACUGCGAUAUAUCUACUAUGGAGACACUAACAUGCCUCCAGAAGACUCCCUGUACCUUUUCUCUGCGCCAUUUUUCUACGGUUUCACCAACAAUCGUUUGCAAGCCUUCUGCAAGCAGAAUCUGGAGAUGAACGUGACCUUUGAAAACGUCAUCCAAAUUCUUGAAGCCGCCGACAAAAUGCAAGCGACCGACAUGAAAAAAUACGCUUUGGAUUUAAUCGUACACCACUUUCCAAAAGUGGCGAAGUUGCCGCGUUUGAGGAUGUUGAGCAAAGAGUUGAUCCUGGAUAUUCUGGAAGUUCUGGCCGAGAGUUUGGACAUCAACAUGCGCAACGACGUGUCCAGUGGAACGCUGAACUCAGACACCUGAUUGGCGCUAAUGAAAACCGAUCUGUGCCAGUCGCUGGGGAAUAUGUCGGCGAUUUUAUUUACUGUCAUUUCUGUGAUUAUAGAUUUGAGCUUUAUUGAGAAAUUUUUUGUAGAUUUUUGAUAUAAGUUGAGCCAGUAAAUGAUUCGAACAUUCA